Molecule: messenger RNA, 1521 nt
Organism: Emericellopsis cladophorae
Lineage: Eukaryota; Fungi; Ascomycota; Sordariomycetes; Hypocreales; Bionectriaceae
Exons: 5
Coding region: 1-1521 (506 amino acids)
Source: RefSeq, a predicted model, not a curated record
AUGUUCCUCCCUCAUCACAAAUUCGACACAUGCCAACAGGCACUGGUCAUUCUAGGCCAGAGCGUGAAGCAUAGUGCCCACGUUGAAAUCAAAGCAGCCAAUAUGCUCCGGAGACUCCCCUUACAGGCACAAUUCGUCAAAAAGGCCGAUUCUAAACCCGGCGCCACCACCAGAUACAUGGCGUUCAUCCGUGUCCCCACCGACUUUUAUACACAGUUUCCGUUCCUCAAAGCAAGGGCUGAAGUACCUGAGUCUUCGGCCAAGCACAAUGGUUUGGUCACAGGGCGAGCGUCCAUCGACGUCUGCUUUGAGCCCUUCAAGGCCCAUGGUCCAGAGCAAGAGGACAGCCGAGGUCCUGUCCAAGAGUACCCGGCUAUUCUUGGACUGCAAGUCGGACAAUCCCCGACAGCAGACCAUGUUCGAUCUGCUAUGCUGCGAGCCUACGUCAUGGGUCAAGACCCGGCAAAGAUUCUCUCCUGCGUAGUAGGAUUCCUCAGUGAAUCCGAAGUGAAUCGUCUCCAAGAAGCGUUUGGAGCCGUCGAUAAGCAGGCUUUACAGAGUUUCAACAUCUUCAGCGCAUGCAGACACCCAGAACUGCGGGACACCAUCCUCCGUUCAAUGUCUCACGACCAGAGCUCAGUCAGCCUUCCAUCCCUGCCGCCCUCAUACAUGGGCAUGAUCACAUUUGUUGGCAGCAGAGCGCAGAAACAUGCCACUGCAACCACUUUGCUCGUGCUGGCAUCUUUGGGUCCGGUAUUCGCGACGGCUUCGAGCAAUUUCAUAGCUAAUGAGUUCGCCGCGGCCCUGCAAGCGGAUUCAGAAAAGGUCAUGGAGCGAUUGAACACUCCACAAGGGAGCCUCAGGUUCAAAAUCCGGUCUCCUCUAGUCAUCAGAGGAUUUGCUGUUGAGCUUGAGCUUCUUGAGUUCAUGGAGCUUGUCAAGGCGAGAUGGAGACGUAAGACCGGCAUAUCCCCUCAUGUCGCUGCCGGCGCGUGGCAGAAGUCGCUGUCACUCUGCGAGUGGCUCUUCAAAGUCACCAAGAUCCUCAACAAUGAUCUUUUGAAUACGGAUCACGCGGCGCUCUUCACACUACGUGAGGCCAUCCGCAAGACAGACUUCUAUCGACCGCUAAGGACUUCCUCGUACAUCAUCAAAAGUCCUGCAAAUGUCGGUUUGGAUGACGACGUCUCCAAGGUUCUGAAAGAGGCAUGCGCCUUUCUGGUGAAUCACUGCUCCAUCCUGUGCACGACACCAACAAUGUCUCAAAAGCCACUGUACCGCGACUUCAAGACAUCUGCCAAAGCUAUCGCGAUUUCGGACGCAGACAACAUAACGCGUCCCGAGGCGGUGUUGGCAAUCGGCGACAAGAUGCGGCCCUGUGUGAUGGGCGGCUUCACGCCUAACAGAUCUCCGAGGCCAAACAAGGCAUUCGAUUCGCCGCAGAACCCCCUGUGGGCGGAUUUGCACCUGUCCCUGUUGGCCGCGCACGUUGAAAAUGGCUUCUUCUACAUAAGCUGCUGA